Molecule: messenger RNA, 4403 nt
Organism: Suncus etruscus (white-toothed pygmy shrew)
Lineage: Eukaryota; Metazoa; Chordata; Mammalia; Eulipotyphla; Soricidae
Gene: TRERF1
Product: transcriptional regulating factor 1
Exons: 15
Coding region: 261-3998 (1245 amino acids)
Biological process (GO): regulation of transcription by RNA polymerase II; negative regulation of DNA-templated transcription
Cellular component (GO): histone deacetylase complex; transcription regulator complex
Molecular function (GO): transcription corepressor activity
Source: RefSeq, a predicted model, not a curated record
UGAGCAGCGUCUCUUCCCCGCAGCAGUAUUUGGUGUGCACCUGCAGCUGGGUGAGGAUGUAAACCCCCCACUCUGUACGUGAGUGGUCCGGGCCAACAGGAACCCCUGGCUCCACCACCACCCCCCACACCGCCAUGUCCGCCGUGGAGUAGUGUGGACACUUCCUCUCCACCUCUCAGGGUUUCGGUCCUUUUGGGGUGGGUUUCCUUGGCCUCCGUUUAUGGUUUUGUGGCUGGACAUUCACCACCAAGGCCGGCGUCAUGGGGGAUCAGCAGCUGUACAAGACCAACCACAUGGGCCACGGGGCUGAGAACCUGUUCUACCAGCAGCCACCACUUGCUGUUCACAGCGGGCUGAAUCACAGCUACGGGAAUGCCAUUCCGGGAGCGGCCAUGGAGGCGCCCCAGGCUUCCCCCCUCUCCCCUCACUUUCCUCAAGACACCAGGGAUGGUCUUGGCUUGCCUGUGGGCUCCAAAAACCUCGGCCAAGUAGAUCCCGCCAGACAGGGAGGGUGGGGAGGCCACGCAGGUCCUGGAAACCACAUCCAGCUCCGAGGCAACCUGGCCAACUCGAAUAUGAUGUGGGGGGCUCCGGCCCAGGCCGAGCCCACCGACGGCUACCAGUACACCUAUUCCCAGGCCAGCGAGAUCCGGACGCAGAAGCUCACCAGUGGCGUCCUGCACAAGCUGGAUUCCUUCACCCAGGUGUUCGCCAACCAAAACUUGCGCAUUCAAGUCAACAACAUGGCCCAGGUGCUGCACACACAGUCAGCGGUGAUGGAUGGGGCCCCGGACAGUGCCCUCCGCCAGCUGCUGUCCCAAAAGCCCCUGGAGGCCCCCACAGCAUCUCUGGCCUCCCGCUACCAGCCUGGACCCCAGCAGCCUCACCCGGGGUUCACAGGGGGGCUGUCCAAGCCUGCCCUCCAGGUGGGCCAGCACCCAGGCCAAGGCCACUUGUAUUACGACUACCAGCAGCCCCUGACUCAGAUGCCGGUGCAGGGAACGCAGCCCCUGCAGGCUUCACCCAUGCUGUCCCAGCACCUACCACAGAUGCAGCAGCAUCAGUAUUACCCGCAGCCGGCCGGGCAGCCACGCAUGACGGUGCAGGACAUGCAGCCACCUCAGCAGCUCCGCCCAGCUCAGCCGCAGCCACAGCCACAACCGCAGCAGCAACAACAGCAACAGCAGCAGCUGCAGCAGCGACAGGGCUCCAUGCAGAUACCUCAGUAUUACCAGUCCCAGCCCAUGAUGCAGCACUUGCCGGAGCAGCAGUCGCAGCCGAUGCACCUCCAGCCCUCCUCCUACCAUCGGGACACCCACCAGUAUCCCCCAGAGCAGGCACACGCUGUGCAGUUGAUCCCGCUGAGCUCCAUGCCACAGUACUACUACCAGGAGCCCCAGCAGCCCUACAGCCACCCCCUGUACCCGCAGAGCCAUCUGUCCCAGCACCCGCAGCGUGACGACAGCCAGCCCAAGACCUACCCUGGUGACAGGCAGACCCCCGUGGUGCUGAGCUCCCAUGGGGACCUGGGGCCUCCGGAACCUGGAAUGACGGACUCUGCCAGCUCGGAGCUGAACCGGGUGGGCAGCUCAAUCCCCCACCGACCACUCCUGUCCCCAGGUGGGCUCCAUCUCAACAACAUGACCCCGCAGCACCAGCAGCUAUCCCCUAGUGCCACAUGGCCCCAGAUGCACAUCCCUGAUGGCAGAGCCCAGCCAGGAUCCCCGGAGUCAAGUGGCCAACCAAAAGGAAUUUUGGGGGAGCAGUUUGACACCAAGAAUAAGCUGACAUGCUCCAUCUGCCUGAAGGAGUUCAAGAGCUUGCCUGCCCUGAAUGGCCACAUGCGGUCCCACGGGGGAAUGAGGGCCUCCCCCAGCCUCAAACAGGAGGAAGGAGACAAGGCCCCGCCACCUCCGCCCCAGCCGCCACUGCCGCCUCCGCCGCCACCGCAGCUCCCUCCCGAGGCCGAGAGCCUCACGCCCAUGGUCAUGCCCGUGUCUGUCCCUGUCAAGCUUCUCCCGCCCAAGCCCAGCUCGCAGGGCUUCGCCUCCAGCGCCACGACCGCCCCCUCCGCCAGAGACAAGCCAGCCAGCUCGAUGUCGGACGACGAGAUGCCCGUGCUCGUGAGGAUGACCCUCUCUCCCCCACACUCCCCCCAAGGGACUGCCCCCCGCACGCCUGCUGACUUGGGGAGCCGCAACCCGGAGAGAAAGGAAGUGCCAGCCAAGCUCCCUCUUUGCCCGGAAGUGCCAGCUUUGGUGGGAGAUGACAUCCCCAGGAAGCACCACCCGGGUAUGGCCAAGGUCGAGGAAGCCCUCAAGACCCCCGGGGAGAAGAAGAAAUUCCGGCACCGGCCCGAGCCCCUCUUCAUCCCGCCGCCACCCUCCUGCCCCCCAUCUGCUGCCAUCACUGCGGCCACCUCAUGCUCGGGCGCCACCCUGUACCAGAGCCAGCUGCGCUCCCCGCGUGUCCUGGGCGACCAUCUGCUCCUGGACCCCACCUACGAGCUGCCCCCCUACACGCCCCCGCCCAUGCUGAGCCCUGUCCGCCAGGGCUCGGGGCUCUUCAGCAACGUCCUGGUAUCGGGGGGCCAUGGCCCUGGUGCCCACCCGCAGCUGCCAUUAACGCCCCUCACGCCCACACCCCGAGUGCUGCUGUGUCGCUCUAACAGCAUCGAUGGCAGUAGCGUGACCGUCACCCCUGGGCCUGGAGAGCAGACCGUGGACGUGGAGCCACGCAUCAACAUCGGCUUCAGAUUCCAGGCAGAGAUUCCGGAACUCCAGGAUGUCUCUGCCCUGGCCCAGGACACACACAAGGCCACUCUGGUUUGGAAGCCCUGGCCUGAGCUGGACAACCACGACCUCCAGCAAAGAGUGGAGAAUCUCCUGCAUUUGUGCUGUUCCAGUGCGUUGCCAGGCGGUGGGACUAAUUCAGAAUUCGCUCUGCACUCUCUCUUUGAGGCCAAAGGUGAUGUGAUGGCUGCUCUGGAAAUGCUGCUGCUGCGGAAACCAGUGAGGUUAAAAUGUCAUCCUUUAGCCAAUUACCACUAUGCCGGUUCCGACAAAUGGACAUCCCUAGAAAGAAAACUGUUUAAUAAAGCACUGGCCAUUUACAGCAAAGACUUUAUUUUUGUACAGAAAAUGGUGAAGUCUAAGACAGUGGCCCAGUGUGUGGAGUACUACUACACAUGGAAGAAGAUCAUGCGCUUGGGGCGGAAACACCGGACACGCCUGGCAGAGAUCAUUGAUGACUGUGUGACAAGUGAAGAAGAAGAGGAGCUGGAAGAAGAGGAGGAGGACCCAGACGAAGAUAGGAAAUGCGCCCGAGAAGAGGAGAGUGAAGUGCCCAAGUCUCCAGAGCCCCCACCAGGCCCAAAUCUGGCAGCCACUGAGGGGCCGCCCAUGCAGGCUUUGAGCCAACCCUCCAGUUCCUUCAUCUGUGAAAUGCCCAACUGUGGAGCUGUGUUCAGCUCCCGACAGGCACUGAAUGGCCACGCCCGCAUUCAUGGAGGCACCAACCAGGUGACCAAAGCCCGGGGUGCUGCCCCGUCUGGCAAGCAGAAGGCUGGCAGUGCCCAGAGCGGGUACUGCUCGGUGAAGAGCUCGCCCUCUCACAGCACGACCAGCGGCGAGACAGACCCCACCACUAUCUUCCCUUGCAAGGAGUGUGGCAAGGUCUUCUUUAAGAUCAAGAGUCGCAAUGCACACAUGAAGACACACCGGCAGCAGGAGGAGCAGCAGAGGCAGAAGGCACAGAAGGCGGCCUUCGCAGCGGAAAUGGCGGCCACCAUCGAGAGGACUACAGGGCCAACUGGGGCGCCAGGGCUGCUGCCCUUGGACCAGCUGAACCUCAUCAAACCUAUUAAAGACGUGAGCAUCCUCGAUGAUGAUGUGGUACAGCAAUUGGGUGGCGUCAUGGAAGAGGCUGAGGUCAUGGACACGAAUCUCCUCCUAGAGGAUCAAGAAUCCGUCCUGCUGCAGGGGGACGCGGAACUCUAAACCCUGGGGUCUCACUGGUAGACCACAUACCCCUAAGGCCUCCAUCAUCAUCGUUCCCAAGUCAGGAAUCCUGGUCUGCCUGCCUGUUUCAUAACCAUUUUAAACUACCUGUUUAAAAAGUGGUCAUUUUAUUCAGGUUUGCGGGGGAAAACAAUGCCAGUUUUCUUUUAUUUAAAAUAAUGUUUUUUGUUCUGUGGGAGGUUGGAAGGAAUACAUAAUUGGCACAACUCUUUUUUCUUUUUUAAAGAGGCAUUUCAUCUGGCCUGCAUUACCAUGAACUCCUUCCUUGAGGAAGGAAACUGAGGCUCGUGUGCUUUUGCUUUCAGAAAACAGCCAUCUUGGUUGCAUUUUAUCCCAAAGCUUGCUGUGAAUGAGUGACUGUGAUUGUGUGUGUGAGUGUGUGUG